AUGGCCACCGUCUCAACCAAACCCGCAACCGCAAUCUCCCCCUCCUUCAACACAAUGUCCCAGGACAUCUCCCGCGCUAUCAUGUCAGCCUCCUCGCAAACGCAGAAAACGCGCUCAACCCUCAUCGACGGCAUGCCUCCAGCGCCGCCUCCCUCCCCGGUCACCUUCGCCAAGAAGGGCGCUUACGAGCAUAUUCCCAGUUUCAAUCUGGAGUGA
Messenger RNA from Penicillium bovifimosum, 216 nucleotides. RefSeq lists its product as uncharacterized. NCBI's taxonomy places the organism in Eukaryota, Fungi, Ascomycota, Eurotiomycetes, Eurotiales, Aspergillaceae. The coding region runs from base 1 to 216 and encodes 71 amino acids. The transcript has a single exon. The record is from RefSeq and is a predicted model, not a curated record.